This is a messenger RNA of Nelumbo nucifera (sacred lotus), 1260 nucleotides long. The record is from RefSeq and is a predicted model, not a curated record. Lineage: Eukaryota; Viridiplantae; Streptophyta; Magnoliopsida; Proteales; Nelumbonaceae.
CCUUUUCCUGCAAUUUUUUUUUCUUCUUUCUCGUCCUCUACGUGACCAAAAAAUAAUCUCCGGAGGGCGGGAUUAUUUUGUUUAUUUUGUUUCCGCAUUCCUUUCUGAACUUUUCGAGCGUCUGAGAAAAACUGUAACUUUCUCGCAACUCUGUCACUUUUAAGCUGAACCCGAAAAUCGUCUAUUUUCGACUUCUGUAAAUUCUUCGAGGUUGAGUUUUGAAUAGUCACAGAACUUCAUCCCCUACUUAUUUCUAAGCAUCAUCUUCUCCCCGGUAUUUGUUUGGUUGCUUUUUAUGGAACCCCUAACUCCUCCUAUCCCAAUCCUCCCUAUUUUCUUUUCAAUGUUUCUCCUGAUCUAUCUCGUUGCCUACUACAUCGUUUUCCGCAGCUGGAGCCCGAAAUACCGCCCCGAAGCCUCCAGCUGCUUCAUCUCUUUAGCCCAUGGCACUCCCGCGGUUUUCUUGGCCAUUUUUGCUAUACUAAAACAAUCUCCUCACGGCUUCGCUUCUCCAAACACCAGUUCCCAGAGUUUGGUACUUGAUUUCAGCAUUGCUUACUUCUUGAUGGAUCUCCUCCAUUAUCUCAUCUUCUUCCCAAGUGAUGUUCUCUUCAUAGGCCAUCAUUUAGCAACCCUCUUUGUAUUAUUCACAUGUCGAUACAUGGUUCUCCAUGGUGCCUUCGCCAUGCUCAUCCUUCUCAUCCUUGCAGAAAUCACCAGUGCUUGCCAGAACCUGUGGACCCUCGCCAAUGUCCGCAGAGCCGACGUGCCUAGUGCUGCCAAACUCUACCGACUCUUGUCUCCCCCAUUCUAUACCUUGUAUUCUGUUGUUAGAGGGUUUGCUGGACCUCUCUUUGUUUACAAAAUGGUUGUCUUCUAUUCAAGUGGAGCAGCAGAUAAUGUGAUCCCACGAUGGAUUCUGGUUUCCUGGAUGAUAAUAAUUGCAGUGGCAAUCUCUGUUAGCAUAUUAUGGGUCUCGAAUCUUUGGCUGGAGCUUUACAGAGAAAGAACUGCUAAAGUGGAUAAGAAAGUGAGAUAAAAGAAGUGAGUUUCUGGUUUUCUUCACCGACAAUCGUUGAUUGAUUUCGAAUGGUCUCUGUCAAUUUCUUAGUUUCUAACUCAUGUUUGGACCAGAUGAAAACAGUAAGCAGUGGGGUCCGUGACAUUUUGGGCAUAGAUUUUUUCUAUGGCUUUGUAUGAUAUCCUCGACACAAAAUUCUGCCGUAAUGAAGUAUUAAUAAUCCCAUUUACUUAUUUCAA